AGUUGUUUAAACAUGGCUGCCUGCGGUAGAAUAAGGAGAUUUUUUUCUCCUGGAAACUCGCUGAGAAUUGUGGAGCUGCUGUAUGCCAUAUUUGUCGUCUCAUUUUCCUACGGGUGGAGUGACAAAGGUGUGAACUAUUCAGACCUUAAUGGAGGCGACUAUGAUGAAUGUAACAGCAUUAUUUUUGUGAUGAUGGUUGGAAUGAUCUCCCUUGUCUUCCUCUUGUGUGUCUGCCUCUACUCUAUCAUGGGGAAAAUUUUAGCCCCAUGCAAGGAUAUUGUGGCUAAUGGAGUGCUCAGUUUGCUCAUGUUCAUCGCUGCCAUUGUCCUGUCGCACACACUGUCCAAGCUGGGAAAGUCUCAAGGAGUCCGGGAGGCUGGAAUCUCAUUUGGUUCUUUACAAACUGCCCUGGUGUUUGGUAUUGCUCUGGCUAUGCUUUUUGCUUUGAGCGCUGCGUUUGCUGUCUGCUUCUACCGGAAGAGAAGUGACUUUAUGCUGAAUGACUCACGAACUACAAUGGCUGAUCUCCCUGAUGACAUACCCACUUGAGAGGUGUCAGGUUGUGUUGGACGUGUGACCCCACAGGUCAAGUACAUGGUUCACAUCAGACACCAGAGGACCGUGGCUCAAUAUGUGGGGUCAGAUUUCAGCUGCAAGGCUCAACUGUUGGUCCUGCAUUCUAUCUGAUAGGAAAAGGAGUUUGUUGUUUCUCUUAUAGGUUAUCAGAAAGGUUUAUCAAAGAUUAUCAUAUACAUCACCUUUCCAAGAAAGGGAGUUAAAGAUUCAUGCUCAUUGACUAUGGUUAUUGUGAGUAGAAUGGAUUAAGAACUUUUGCUUUUUUAUAGGAUAAAUAUUGUCAAGUUCAGUUCAAAGUUAG
Messenger RNA from Aplysia californica (California sea hare), 877 nucleotides. RefSeq lists its product as uncharacterized. Gene Ontology annotation, cellular component: membrane. The record is from RefSeq and is a predicted model, not a curated record. NCBI's taxonomy places the organism in Eukaryota, Metazoa, Mollusca, Gastropoda, Aplysiida, Aplysiidae. The transcript is spliced from 4 exons. Bases 13 to 549 code for a protein of 178 amino acids.